Aaosphaeria arxii CBS 175.79 is the source of this 1753-nucleotide messenger RNA. RefSeq names its product MFS general substrate transporter. Gene Ontology annotation, biological process: transmembrane transport; carbohydrate transport. Lineage: Eukaryota; Fungi; Ascomycota; Dothideomycetes; Pleosporales. Gene Ontology annotation, cellular component: membrane. The transcript is spliced from 5 exons. The record is from RefSeq and is a predicted model, not a curated record. Gene Ontology annotation, molecular function: carbohydrate:proton symporter activity. The coding region runs from base 103 to 1725 and encodes 540 amino acids.
CGAGGUUAUUCUGCAAAAGUUCCAAUAUUUGUCUUCUCCUGGCAUUCCUCAGAAUUCGCUCACUUUUGUUGGCACCGAUAAUCUCUUUCUCCCAAACAAACCAUGGCUACUCAGCAGAAGCCAGCAGAUAUAAUUGAACACCAUGAGGCUGUAGACGAAGCAGCCGGGGCUGAGCAUGAAGACCUUGCCCUCGAUGCCGAAGCCAAAGGUCAAGGUCUUACUGGUUACGAACACUUGACUGCGUGGGAGACGAUCAAGGCAUUUAAAAUAAAUACGUUGAUCUGUUUUCUCACAUCGAUCAGUGCAGCGACGGAUGGUUAUCAAAUUGCAAUGGUUGGGAACAUCAUUGCCAAUAAAGGAUUUAUUAAGCAGUUUGGUAAUAAGCUUAAUUCAGAGGGAGAGGUCACGCUUGCCGCAUCAACGUUGAGCACCUUUAACGCGCUUGCGUCUGUCGGUCAGAUUGUAGGCAUGACCACAAUUCCUUUCGUAUCCAGCCGUUUCGGUAGAAAAGGCGCAAUGUUUCAUUACUGGGUUAUACUCGCUUUGAGUGUCAUAGUCGAAUGCGUUGCCAGAAACUGGAAGGUAUGGGUUGUCGCAAAAUUCCUCGGCGGCAUUGGUGUUGGCUCUAUGCAGUCGACCUUGCCUAUCUACAUUGCUGAAAUCGCACCCAUUCGCGUACGAGGCGUGUUCUUAAUGUGUUAUAGUUUCUGGUGGAUGACCGGCCAAUUCUUUGCUCCUAUCGCGCUUCAGGUCAUGGCUGACAAGAAUCCGAACAACUGGUUGACAGCAAUUUACACGCAAUGGUCUCAGAUUGGGCUGAUGUUCAUUAUCUAUCUUGGACUCCCCGAAUCCCCGCUCUGGUGCAUUACGAAAGGCAAAACAGAGAAAGCCAAGCAAAUGAUUCGAUACAUCUACAAAGGUGUCGACAUCGACGUCGAGCACCAGUACAGGCUGAUGGAACUUGUUGUACAGCAUGAGCGUGCAGAAGCUGCCGGACGAACAGAAAAAUGGUGGGCCAUCUUCAAGGGCCGGGACGGUUUCCGGACAAUCGUUGCAUGUUGGACUUUGAUGACCCAGCAGUUCAUUGGUCUUGGAGUUUUCCUCAGCUUUGCGAGUUACUUCUUUCUACAGGCUGGUCUUGAAGAUCCGUUCAAAGUUGUCUGUAUCACUUCGGGCAUCAACAUUGCCGCCGUUGUUGUGACAAUGUACUUGGCCGACACGACCGGCCGUCGGUCCUUGGCUUGUAUAGGUACGACGAUAUGCUGGUUAAUGAAUGUCGCUGUUGGUAUUCUCAGUGUGGUACCGAAGAAUAAGGCGACCAAUAAUCUUGUUGUGGUAUUCGCUGUUUUCUGGAACAUCGGCUUGAUGGCCAAUGGUGCCACUGGAUGGGCUUACAUUGGCGAGAUAUCAUCCCAAAGGCUCCGACCAUACACUGCGGGCUUUGCAGCCGCCUCCUCAUGUGUCAUUGGCGUUAUCAUGAGCGUUCUUGUGCCCUAUAUGAUUACUGAAACCGAAUGGAACUGGAGUCUGAAGACAUGUUGGUUCUUUGCGGGUAUCGGCUUCCCUUUCACCCUGGGAAUGUGGCUCCUAAUCCCGGAGACAUCUGGACGCUCCGUUGCUGAGCUUGAUGAGCUCUUCGAACGGAGAAUCAAGCCAUGGAGGUUCCAUAAGACCAUCACGAUGACCGAACGUCUCGCUGGAGCAAAUGAGAAAGGAUCAGAAUAAGUAGCCUUGUAAUCGGGUUGCACGGAGU